AUGAGACUGAAGAUAUCUCUUUUAAAAGAACCAAAGCAUCAAGAAUUAGUAAGCUGUGUGGGCUGGACUACUGCUGAAGAGCUGUAUUCAUGUAGUGAUGAUCAUCAGAUAGUGAAGUGGAACUUGUUAACUAGUGAAACAAGUCAAAUAGUAAAGCUUCCUGAUGAUAUUUACCCUAUAGAUCUUCACUGGUUUCCAAAAAGUUUAGGCGUAAAGAAACAGACUCAAGCAGAAAGCUUUGUCCUCACAAGUUCUGAUGGUAAAUUUCAUCUGAUAUCCAAGUUAGGAAGAGUGGAAAAAAGUGUAGAAGCUCACUGUGGAGCUGUACUUGCAGGAAGAUGGAAUUAUGAGGGAACAGCAUUAGUUACAGUUGGAGAAGAUGGACAAAUAAAAAUUUGGUCAAAGACUGGGAUGCUUAGAUCAACUUUAGCUCAGCAAGGAAUACCAGUGUAUUCAGUAGCCUGGGGCCCUGAUUCAGAAAAGGUUCUUUUCACAGCAGGCAAGCAGCUGAUCAUUAAACCUCUUCAACCAAAUGCUAAAGUUUUACAGUGGAAAGCUCAUGAUGGCAUUAUUUUAAAAGUAGAUUGGAACUCAGUCAAUGAUCUUAUUUUAUCUGCUGGUGAAGACUGUAAAUAUAAGGUGUGGGAUAGUUAUGGCCGCCCGCUGUAUAAUUCACAACCUCAUGAACAUCCUAUUACCUCAGUUGCCUGGGCUCCAGAUGGUGAAUUAUUUGCUGUUGGAUCAUUUCAUACUUUACGCUUGUGUGAUAAAACUGGGUGGUCAUAUACUUUAGAAAAACCCAACACUGGCAGCAUAUUUAAUAUUGCGUGGUCAGUUGACGGCACUCAGAUCGCUGGAGCCUGUGGAAAUGGACAUGUUGUUUUUGCACAUGUGGUGGAGCAACAUUGGGAGUGGAAAAAUUUUCAGGUUACGCUAACUAAAAGAAGGACUAUGCAGGUUCGUAAUGUUCUUAAUGACGCAGUGGAUUUACUGGAAUUCCGUGAUAGAGUCAUUAAAGCAUCUUUGAACUAUGCACACUUAGUUGUUUCAACAUCUCUUCAGUGUUAUGUGUUCUCUACAAAGAACUGGAAUACACCACUUAUAUUUGACCUUAAAGAAGGAACUGUUAGUUUAAUUCUACAGGCUGAAAGGUAAUUUAUUGUGUUUAACUAUUUAAUCUUCCUCUUUGAGGCAUCAACUGGAAAACCAUUAGGUGAUGGGAAGCUUCUUUCUCAUAAGAAUGAAAUCUUGGAAAUUGCUCUGGAUCAAAAAGGACUUACCAAUGAUAGAAAAGUUGCUUUCAUUGAUAAAAAUAGAGACCUCUAUAUCACCUCAGUGAAACGAUUUGGGAAGGAAGAACAAAUUAUCAAACUCGGAACAAUGGUGCAUACUUUGGCAUGGAGUGAUACCUGCAAUAUCCUUUGUGGACUUCAAGAUACUCGACUUACAGUGUGGUAUUACCCCAAUACGGUUUAUGUAGACAGAGACAUUUUGCCUAAAACAUUAUAUGAAAGGGAUGCAAGUGAAUUUAGUAAAAAUCCCCAUAUUGUGAGUUUUGUUGGAAACCAGGUGACUAUAAGAAGAGCUGAUGGCUCCCUGGUUCACAUAAGCAUAUCACCAUAUCCUGCUAUUCUCCAUGAGUAUAUAAGCAGUUUGAAAUGGGAAGAUGCUGUAAGACUUUGUCGCUUUGUUAAGGAGCAAACCUUGUGGGCUUGCCUAGCUGCUAUGGCAGUUGCUAAUCGAGAUAUGACAACUGCAGAAAUAGCCUAUGCAGCAAUUGGUGAAAUUGAUAAGGUUCAGUACAUCAAUUCUAUAAAAAAUCUUCCAUCUAAAGAAUCAAAAAUGGCCCACAUACUAAUGUUUAGUGGAAAAAUACAGGAAGCUGAAGUUGUGCUUCUUCAGGCUGGCCUUGUUUAUCAAGCAAUCCAGAUCAAUAUUAAUCUGUACAACUGGGAAAGGGCACUGGAAUUGGCUGUAAAAUACAAAACACAUGUUGAUACAGUUCUUGCUUACCGUCAGAAGUUUUUGGAGACAUUUGGUAAACAGGAAACUAAUAAACGAUACUUGCAAUAUGCAGAAGGUCUUCAAAUAGAUUGGGAGAAAAUCAAAGCCAAAAUUGAGAUGGAAAUUACUAAAGAACAAGAGCGAUCAUCAAGCAGCCAGUCCAAUAAGAGUGUGAGUCUACAGCACUAA
Propithecus coquereli (Coquerel's sifaka) is the source of this 2193-nucleotide messenger RNA. It is a transcript of the gene IFT80, whose product is annotated as intraflagellar transport 80. Gene Ontology annotation, molecular function: protein binding. Gene Ontology annotation, biological process: cilium assembly. The transcript has 18 exons. The record is from RefSeq and is a predicted model, not a curated record. Gene Ontology annotation, cellular component: cilium; intraciliary transport particle B; centrosome. Lineage: Eukaryota; Metazoa; Chordata; Mammalia; Primates; Indriidae.